Molecule: messenger RNA, 2559 nt
Organism: Saccostrea echinata
Lineage: Eukaryota; Metazoa; Mollusca; Bivalvia; Ostreida; Ostreidae
Product: lysosomal acid glucosylceramidase-like
Exons: 10
Coding region: 13-1593 (526 amino acids)
Biological process (GO): glucosylceramide catabolic process
Molecular function (GO): glucosylceramidase activity
Source: RefSeq, a predicted model, not a curated record
GACAACUUGAAAAUGGGAGUGAAAAUUGUUUUAACACAUGUUUUGUUUGCUCUGAUACUAUCUGCGUACUCAGAAAAUCUAAAAGGUAAAAGGACUUUUGGGUGUAUGUUAAAGGCUUUUGGUGACAAUGCCUACGUCUGUGUUUGUAAUUCAACCUACUGUGAUACUGUAGAGAACACAGAACCCCAAAAAGCUAGCAAGGGAGGUUACUCUGUAUAUCAGUCAGACAACACAGGAAACCGUCUAGUUCAUAGUUAUGGCUCUGCCAGCAAACAGAAACAGGGAAAAGAAAUCCUGGUGAACCAGAAUACAACCUUUCAGUCCAUUAUUGGGUUUGGUGGAGCCUUCACAGAUGCUGCUGGAAUCAACAUCCAGUCUCUGUCGGCUAACACACAGCGGAAUCUACUCUCAUCUUACUACUCAACAGAAGGUAUUGAGUAUACACUUGGGAGAAUUCCUAUGGCCAGCUGUGAUUUUUCAACACACCCCUAUUCCUACGAUGACACAGAUGGGGAUUUUAACUUGACCAAAUUUUCCUUAGCCCAAGAGGACUUCAAAUAUAAGAUACCAAUCACACAAGCAGUAAUGAAGACUUUCAAGAGGAAUUUAACCUUAUUUGCUAGUCCUUGGAGUGCUCCAGCAUGGAUGAAGACCAACAAAAACAUGACUGGAAAGGGCUCCUUGAUUGGACAACCAGGUGGACCAUACUUCAAAUCCUGGGCACUGUAUUUUGUGAAGUUUCUAAAGGCCUAUGCAGAUAAUGGAAUUCCUAUUUGGGGUCUGACAGGACAGAAUGAGCCUACUGACGGAAUGAUUACGAACUUUCCAUUCCAAGCGAUGGGCUGGACGCCAGAAAUGCAGAGAGAUUUUAUCGUUAAGGAUCUUGGACCCGCUUUACAACAGAACUCUCUAGGUGAUGUAAAGCUAAUGAUCUUAGAUGACUCCAGACUUCAGCUACCCUACUGGGCAGAACAGGUUUUCAGUAGUGAAGAGGCCAGAAAGUUUGUGUCAGGGAUAGCGGUCCAUUGGUACCAAGAUUUUGUUGCCCCCACUCUGGCCCUGUCUAGCACCCACAAAAUGUUUCCAGAUAAAUUCCUACUGGCUACAGAGGCCUGUGCUGGGUCCCUGCCAUGGAAUUACCCUAAAGUAGCCCUAGGAAGCUGGAAAAGAGGGGAGGAUUAUGCUCACGAUAUAAUGCAGGAUCUGAAUAACUUUGUCAGUGGAUGGACAGAUUGGAAUAUAGCCUUAGACAUGGAGGGUGGACCAAAUUGGGUGAAAAACUUUGUUGACAGUCCAAUUAUAGUCAAUGCCAAGACAGAUGAAUUCUAUAAACAACCCAUGUUCUAUGUUAUGGGGCACUUUAGUAAGUUUAUCCUUCCUGGAUCAGUGAGAAUUAAACUAGUACCAAGCCAAGCUCUUGAGAAAGAUACCCAGAUUGUAGGCUUCCGAAGACCAGACAAGGCCAUAGUCUGUGUUUUACUGAACAAAUCUAGUCAAGAUGUCACAUUAGCACUUCGAGAUCCUUCUGUAGGAUACAUCAAUGUUGAUCUCAAACCUCACUCAAUACAGACUGUACUGUGGUGGCCAUCUUAACUACUUAACGCGUUAAAAGCUUAUCUGUGUUAAAAAUUAUCUGUGAUAUUUUGAAAUGCAUGUGCAAUAAGACUAUUUUGAGUGCAGUUUAUAAAAGAUUCAUUUUAUCAACAUUAUAGAUAAUAUUUUAUACAAAAUCAUUUCAUAACAUGUAAUCAAAAAUGUAAAAUACAAGUAUACAACUAUAUAGCUUUAUAGGAGAUACAGACUGCCUACUCUCCCGAUUUAUCUGUAAUUUUUACAAUUUUUGACCCCCUAAAUACGCUCUACAAUUUAAAUGCGAAAUCUCCUAAUAUCUGGAUUUUGACUGUUCUUGUUUUCAAUGGAGCAGUACAGAUGCUUGAGUGAUAGAAAAUUGUGAUACCAUUUUCAAGCAUCUACUGUAAAUGUAUUACAUUUGGCUAUGUAUUCUAUUUAGCACCUUUUGUGGAAAGCACCUUCUGCUAAAUCAAGUACAUUGGUAAAUGCCUGUAAAGUGUAAAUAUAUUCAUAUAAAGCACAUUCAGAAAGCGCUAAAUCAAAUCUAAGCUAACUUGCUGAAAAAUCAAUUUCCGUCAAAUAUCGUACACGUCAAAUAAAAUACAUUUACAGUAUAUUACAGUGAGUAUCUGCCCAAAUAGACAUGCACAAACACCAGUACUGAGAUGGGCAUAUGGGAUAGUUAUGGAAAUAAAUUUGCACCUCAACUUUUUGUGUAGUUGUCCAAUGUGACAUGAUGUCUGAGUAUCAUAUUUUGGUGUGUCAUCUGAGAGUACACCGAUUAUAAUUUAAUUUAAUUUAAUUUAUGUAAUUUCAUUCAAAUUUUCUGCAUAGAACGUAGAAAGUAGAAAAUCUUCUGCAUCAAACUCAAAUCUUAUGCACAAAUUAUUAGAAAAUUAUGGAUAACAUUGGUUUUUGGUAGGCAUGUCUGGAGUUAUUAAAAUAUUUUGUACAGCACCAUUUCAUAAAAUUUUAUCAAAAUAUGAA